Messenger RNA from Haliotis rubra (blacklip abalone), 5806 nucleotides. Its product is annotated as probable G-protein coupled receptor CG31760. Lineage: Eukaryota; Metazoa; Mollusca; Gastropoda; Lepetellida; Haliotidae. Gene Ontology annotation, molecular function: G protein-coupled receptor activity. The coding region runs from base 544 to 2913 and encodes 789 amino acids. The transcript has 14 exons. Gene Ontology annotation, cellular component: membrane. Gene Ontology annotation, biological process: G protein-coupled receptor signaling pathway. The record is from RefSeq and is a predicted model, not a curated record.
CAUCAGUGCUGGGCAUAGAUCGAUGUGGGUGAAUCUAAAGCAGACGGACAGAUUAGAUUUAUCGUUAAUAGACCAAGGGAUCUACUGCUUUGUCAGAACUCUUCACGGAGAUACUCCAACUUGAAAUAGCGAAAAGAGGAGUAACUUUUCUCUCUCCAGACCAUCGCUUCAGCCCGCCCCUAGUGCUGUCACCGCAAGCUGAUCCACAAGCGAGUCCCGCCAAAUGAACGCUGAGAGUUGCACCUGGACUUCGCUGUAUCAUCGAUCUAGAGGCUGUGUCUAACACAACUUUCUCAAUCAUGGCUUGGAAGCAUUUCGGAAGCGCGUGCGGUGGGGGUCUGGACUAAAUCUUUUCUUUGACGGCUCGGUUCUUUCUCAGUGUCAUAUUCAGCUUCUGCCCUGCUUAAACCAUCUGUUGUUCCUUGUGUGAAGCUCUGAUGCCAUUUUUCGUGCGUUUGCUUCGAGCCAACGACAUUGUUUUAGAGAUGGAAUGAUUCGGAGGGAUUGCCGCAGUGGUUAAGUGGAUACUGUCGUGUGUUUAUUAUGUUUGGAGAGAUGUAUCGCGGGAGCCUAAACCUGUGUGUUUUCUUUGGAUACAUCCUAUUCUUUAAUUCAUUUCUCGCCACCCAGAGUAGCAAUAUAGUGAACUACACUGUGUAUAGUCAUCAACCGGACAUGGACGACCACAACUCCACCAUCAGAUGGGUGGAUGGAGUGUCCUCUGCAGCACUGCCCGAACCAACCACCCAGCCGGAACUAGAUGUUGUGGAACAGUUUCUAGAGGUCGUUGAGCAAUACCAAACUGGAAAAGAAAACUGUACCCCAGGAACUCAUUAUAACCUGGGCAAAGGAGUCAUAAGACAGUACGGACUUAAACGGUUCAAAGGACAAGCCAUGGUUGCUGUAAACCGGGCAAACUUUCUCACACGAAUAUGGAUGAAGGCAGGAGAUGCCGUUACUAGGUCUGAAUAUCUGUUCUACACACAGGUGAGAUCCAUGGUUGAAGGAGAUCCUGAUAUAUUUGGUGCAGGAAAUUGUUACGAUAACUUCGAGUUUAAGAACUACCACCUUUUUUGCCCAUAUGCAUAUCGGACCGAAAUUGGGCAAGUUAACGUCAAGGACUUGUCAGUUGAGUACGACUACCUUGACAACAGUUCAGAGUGGUUCUACUCCGCUAGGAUGAGGGCGGGAAUGGUGGAGAACUUCAAUUAUACUUAUGGCACUGAACAAUGGCGUUACAACCAAACAACUCACGGGCCCUUCCUGAACGACAGCGUUAUCACCGUGACGUACGGAGACGGCCAUUGGAGUCUGCCAUACUUCGACUGUGGCGGUGGGAAUAUUUGGAUGAUGACAUAUACUGUGCCUUUUUUUGGAUACAAAAAUGGAAGUUUUCAUUUCAAAGGAACUAGCGGAAUAGAUAUCGAUCUACAGAAAGUGGAUAUUGACCAGUGUCCACUAGACGGAAAGUCAAGUGAGGACAACGUGUUUGCGGGAUCGUCGCGAUGUACUCCCGAGACGACGAGGUGCGACCACCUCCCUGGACGUGGCUUCCGCCGUGGUUCCUACUCCUGCGUCUGCAAAGACGGCUAUUACUUCCCCGACAUGACGGCUGAAGACAGGUUCUACAGAGGACAGGACGUGGAGGAACAGUUUGCAAGAAAGCGAAAAAACAAGCCCAACACUUAUGACACGUUCCAGUGUUUACAAUGCGCGCCCGGCUGUGAUACAUGCAUUGAUUCAAGUCCGUGCGUUUUGACCUUGAACUGGAUUCAGAGGUCAAUAGAGCUGGGCGUGUCGGGACUCAUCAUGUGUUUUAUUGCCUUUCUCGUCUGGUUUACCUAUCAGUACAAGGAAGUAAAGGUAUUAAAGGCAGCUAGCCCCGUGCUCUUGAGAAUUAUUCUGCUCGGUGCAUUUUUUUUUUGUACUCUGGUCGUGGGUUAUUUUGAAGCUAGCGUUGUGACGUGCUGUUUGCGAUUCUGGUUUCGUGAAAUUGGAUUUUCGAUAUCAUACGGAGCAUUAUUAUUAAAAACGUGGAGGAUAUCAGUUGUAUUCCGAGUGAGGUCAGCGGCGCGCAUCAAGAUCUCCGACGGUGAUCUCAUCAAGCGCCUCAUUGUCAUUGUGCUGGUGUUCGCUGCUUACCUAACAGCCAGGACUGUGGCGGGCAUGCCUAGAGUGGUGCAAGGUAAAGAUGUAAGCGGCCUCAAGGCGUACCAGUGUUCUUCCGACUGGUGGGAUCACUCCGCUGUAAUUGCGGAGCUGUUGUUUUUACUGUGGGGCGUGAGGCUGUGUAUAGUCGUACGGAAAGCACCGUCAGAGUUCAACGAGAGUCGUUUUAUAAGCUGGGCAAUAUACAACGAAUUUCUACUUUCUUUAUUUCUCAAUGUGUCAAUGAUAUUUUUGAAAGAUCCCUUCCCAACCAACCCUGACCUGUUGUAUUUAGUGGUGUUUAUUCAUACCCAGCUGACGACCACGGUCACCUUGGCAUUCCUCUUUGGUAGCAAGUGCUACCUUGUGCUUAAGUCCAGUUCUGGCGCAAAAGAACAGCAAAACCAACAACAAUCAACAAUGCUGAGUAGGGGCUCCAAAUACACCCUCGGGACCAAGCCAGCAACUGCUAUGACAAACACAGCUUCUUCAAACGGAUAUGGAGACCGUGUUGACGAGGCAGAGUGCGAGAGUUUUCUUGAGAAGGAUAUACAGGAGGAGUUCAAAAGGCUGUACAUGCAGCUGGAGACCCUGAAACAGCGAAACAUGAAGAUAGGCAACCGCCACCUCCAAUACAAGCUGUCCGCCAUGACAGAGGCCGCUCAGAAGGAUGACCUCCCAGACUCCACACCCUCUACGCCCAAUCUUAACGGCAAGAGGAUUAUAAUCAAUCUGGACGACUACCAUGAAUCUACCAACGUAUAGCGAAAGUUGUGUAUCUCAUGUAUUCGAUGCAAUAGUGUUUGUGUAUGUACAGACAAUAUCUGCAAUGUCUUCGAGUAUGCCAGGAGAAGCGGAAGUGUUUUUAUUUAGAAUUAUGAAGACCGAAGCGUUUUGUGCACACGUUGAAACGCUUCAUUCAGUAUGAAUGGAUGAGUGAAUGACGUUUGCCGUGACCUUCGCCACGACGUACAGGCGACUCCAGUAUUGUUCAAUUUCGAGGAAUUAUUACCUUGUCAUUUUGCCACGGUUUUCUUUUGUGUGUGAAUGCUUGGUACCGAACACGAAAUGCGUUGUCCCAACGAAAAACGCCAGUGAGUGGUUGCUUGCGAUGUCACAUUAAACGCGUUGCCCCAGCGAAAACAACGCGUGUGUGACUGCUUGCGAUCUCCCACUAAGUGCGUCGUCCCAACGAAAACGCCAGUGUGGAUGGGUGUGACCUCCCACGAAACGCGUCAUACCAACGAUUGACGCCCGUGGGUUGUCACAUAUUUACGAGUUCUCUGCAUCUUUGCUUCCACGGUACUGAUGGGUACCAGCCAGUGCCACCUAUUGCUCAACAUGAUGUAGACAUGAAGAUACCAACUUCACGCACCUCCAGCUCCGACCCCUCAGCUGAAUGCGUGGAAAUCUAGCUUGAGCACGAUACAUCCGAGUGUAUUAGCACCGUACAGGUAGAUGGUUGGUUUGUUCUGUUACCUGCGAUAUAUAACAACGUAUUGGACUGAAGACACUGCUCCAAGAUUACACCUGUGUCGUUAGGGGUGUGACAAUUAAAGCACAAUUUAUACCUUCUCAGGCAGAUACACUGCUUGAAUUAUCCACAGUGGCCAUACAGCCAACGAAGUCCGGAUUCUUUGUGAAUGACCUUGAGAAUAGUAGUUCGCCUUUUCCAGAUACAAUCUCAACCUUGACCUUCUCAAAACAUGUAAAAUGCAACUAGACCUAAGUAACCGAACCUCAUGAUUCAAGACACUGAUCUCAAUUCUAUGUAACGUUCAGCUAUUCAGGACCUGCCUCUAUUUGAUAUUGAAAAGAAGGGCAUUUGAUUCGCCCUCAUCAAGUUAACAGUCGUGUAAUGGAAAAUGAUCCAAGGUCUGGGCUGAGGUCAUUGUUGUGUUCCUAUCAUAGUUUCAUUGCAUGAACUCUAACGUCAUCAAUACUUCUCGAAGGUAUGUAUGUAUACCACGUUCUUCAAUCACGUUCUGCAAACACACAGUCGAUUUGUCACGUUUCUAUUCUAGUCAACCAAUUAAUGGAGUCCUGACAUUGAAGCAUUGUGUAGAGAUGAUCACAAGGCCGAUGUAAUUUGAGCACUCAUUGGUCUAAAUAUUUCUGAAAGAGACCUGGACCCAGAUUUUCGAAGCUCUCCUAGUGUUAAGAUGGCCGUAAGUGCCAUACAUUAACAUUAACUUACGACUAUCUUAGCUCUAACAGAGCUUCGAAAUCUAGGCCCUGCGGUUCAAUCGUCACAUGACACCAUAGAGGCUGUUUGAAUUCACGGGUGAUUGAGGAACGUGGUGUAUGAACAUGUUUGGGGGUUAUUGAUGACGUAACUCUAACGAAAUCUCAUCUGUGUCCUUUACGUCAGUUGUUGAACUGGUGCUGAAUAUAUCUAUCACUUUCAAGUCAUAUGUAUAACCUACUGAUUUUUCAGGAAGUUUGUGUUGGCAUGCUCCUUCACAGCAAAUACUCAACCCUGAAUAUGCGUCAGUAGAUUCGUGUGUGUUACGAAUGAACGAGAGACAAUACCAUUUCUGUUAAUACUAUGUAUUAUUAAGGAGCUGCAUGUGUAAAUAUAGCCUUGACCUUAGCAAUGACAGUACAAGUGUGUAAUCUUGUUUUUAGUCAAUAAAUGCACUUAAAUAUGCAUUAAUGCAUUAAUUUUGAUACCCAUGUCAAUUGAGCACCGCUAGUCCAGUAUUGAUUUAACCAUGUCCCACCGUGUGUAUUAUACUGUUUUGCUUUGUUAUACAAACGUCUGUUAAGAAACACCAACGAGUAAGACUUCAAAUAAUAAAAGUUGGUAUAUUAGCCUCAAGUAGUCCGCUCUUCCGAAUGGCAGUGUUACUUUUGUGAACUACACUACUCGUAUUUGGUUAGGGAUACAAAGAAGCUCCACGUGCAACGUUAAGACAGCGAUGGUGCAGUGUCCUGAGUGACGUCGUGAAUGACCUUCACACCAUGGGCUCAUCCGAUAACUCGAGAUGACACCACGUGUGUGAUACGCUAACACUGGGUUCCGUCUUCCCCAACGACCCCUUUCCAAAACGAUAACACCUGUCAUUAAUCCUCAUUCCUCAGUGUGUGAAGGCGAAGGUCAUCUACCACGUCGGUUAACGUUAUGCGGACUUCAUUAUUAAUUGACGUAUCCUUAAUGAAAGACGAGGAAACUACACCCUGGUGACAAAAUCAAAACACUUUAACAGCUGAAGCCUUAAUAUAUGCUUUAACUGUUACACAAUAACUGUCAAAAAAGGUGCUAUUUUGAUGGAACUCACGAAAGCCCUGCAAGCUUUAUGCUUCAAUUCUGAAAUCGUACAGCACGUUAGUGCCACAGCCAAAUGGUAGUCUAUCCGCCGUCUAUCCAUGUCUGGAUUAAACAUGUAACGAUCUGCGAGGCACGACAAGAAGCCGCGAUGAAAGUAUCCGUGAACUAACGAUGGUUCGCCGUUAUUAUCUGUUAUUAAAUAACAUUGUUGGUUGAGAAGAAUUUAUUUACGUUUUGUCAUAUGAAAGUAUCCAUUGUUUGUUGCCAGUGUUGUUUGCCUUCAUCCUCCCAAUGUACUAUACUCAUCAUCAUGUUGACACAUCAUUGUAUGCAAUUCUCACCACUGUAUAUAAAGACGCAUUCUCAAAUAAAGGAUUUUGUUUUUCA